AUGAAUCUAAAAAACGUAAAACUGCAAAAUAUAAUUAUUUUUAUUAGCGUAUUUAUUACGUUUAACAUCGAUUUUAUUCAAUGUCAAACUCGAAUUAAGCCGGGUCAAAAUUCUUUAUCCGAGCGUGUACAACAAUUAGCAGAAAUGGCUAUGAAAAAGCCUGUUUUUAAAUUUAAUGGAGCUAAAUUCAAAGAAUUUGUAAAAACACCACCGAGGAACUAUUCUAUUAUAGUUAUGUUUACAGCUAUGGCACCGCAGCGUAAAUGUCAAAUAUGCCAGCAUGCUCAUGAGGAGUUUGUUACAGUGGCUAAUUCAUUCCGAUACUCUCAAUUUUAUUCAAAUAAAUUAUUUUUUGCGACUGUAGAUUUUGAUGAAGGAUCAGAUGUUUUCCAAAUGAUGCGAUUGAAUACUGCACCUGUAUUUAUACAUUUUCCUGCAAAAGGGAAACCCAAAUCAGCCGAUACAAUGGACAUACAAAGAGUCGGAUUUAGUGCAGAAGCAAUAGCAAAAUGGAUUUCAGAACGUACCGAUAUUCAGAUCCGUGUGUUCAGGCCUCCUAAUUAUUCUGGCACAGUAGCAGUUAUAAUGUUAUUACUUUCAAUUGGAGGAUUCUUAUAUUUAAGACGUAAUAAUUUAGACUUCAUUUACAAUAAAACCAUUUGGAGUUUAGGAGCUAUGGUAAGCUAA
Cotesia congregata is the source of this 687-nucleotide messenger RNA. The record is from the annotation of a GenBank genome assembly. Lineage: Eukaryota; Metazoa; Arthropoda; Insecta; Hymenoptera; Braconidae.